AAGAUGGUUAUGAAACACACACUAACACACCCACGCUGAGGUGCUCAGACUUCUGCACACAACUUCACUGCCAAACAAGGAACUGCAUCUCCAGUUGUUUAGAGACAGGUUUUCUCAGAGAGAUGUGGAACUGGAUUAAGGACGCAGAGCUGGAUGUUCAGACUUGUGGAGUGUUAUUAUUUUAGUAUUCUGUGAACUGUUGAAGAAAAUGUCUCACACAUUUGUUUUUUUCUGUUUGUGUUUGUGGCACCUGGUUGGUGUGUCUGCUGUUAAGAUGGAUGACAUGAAGUCAGAAGAAGUGAUGGAGGGAGAUUCGGUCACUCUACACACGGAUGUUACUGAAAUACAGAGCAAUGAUCUGAUUCUCUGGACUUUUGGACCUAAAGACACACACUUAGCUAAAAUCAGCAGAGCACAUCAUGAGAUUUUUCAUGACAGUGUUGAUGGGAGAUUCAGAGACAGACUGCAUCUGGACAAUCAGACUGCAUCUCUGACCAUCACAAACACCAGCACAGAACACUCUGGACCGUAUAAAAUAGAAAUCGUCUCUGAAAACAGGGUCUCAAGCAAGACUUUUAGCGUUACUGUCUAUGCUUCUCUCUCCAUUCCUGUCAUCACCAGCUACUCUCCAUCAUCUGAAAGACCAUCAAGCUCCAGAUGUGUGUUGCUGUGUUCAGUGAUGAAUGUGACACAGGUGACUCUCUCCUGGUACAAAGAAAACAGUUUACUCUCCUCCAUCAGUAUCCCAGAGCUCAACACCACCAUCUCUUUACAUCUGGAGGUGGAAUAUCAGGAUAACAACACCUACAGCUGUGUGAUCAACAAUCCCAUCAGUGACCAGGCUCAACAUCUCAACAUUUCUGAUUUCUGUCAGCCACAGAAAAGUUCUUGUAUUCACCGUGUCCACAGUUUUACUGAAGAUGUGAUCCGAUUGGUCAUCUCUGUCCUGGUGGGUGUGGCUACUGUUACUGUACUGAUUUAUGACAUCAAAUCCCGAAGAGUGUGAUAGGACAGGAGAGCAAAUACGUCACAAAAGCACCUCUGAUUAGUCCUAUUAUUCUUCUUACAGUUUUCCCUAUCAUGUUUUGUUUGUUCAUCAUCGGUACAUUUUUCUGACAUUUAUUAUUACCCAUGCCAUCAUCAACUCACCCAAUCACAGAAAUGAUGCCAUGUCUAAGAAAAGGAAAAAAAUAUUUGUUUUUUAUUUAUGUAAUUAUAGCUUGUAUUGGUUCCCAUGUUUUAUUGAAUUUGUAUAGUAUACUGUAUUAUAUAACAUUGCUUUAGGUCAAAUAAAAAAAAAAAAAAAAUGUUUUAUAUAUGUUCUUUUUAAAUAGGUUAUCACAGAGCUGAUUUGCACACAAGUUGUUCAUAAAUGUGUAACUUACUGAUUUGGCCUUGCAGCACAGUAGCUACCUAAAUGUAGAUUUUUGCAUUUUGUUGUCUUUACUGUAUUAUUACAUUCAUGUUUAUUAAAAUAUAGACAGGGCUGAAGAUUUUCCUGCUAUAUUGUGCAGUUCAGUGGUAAGAAAUAAAUCUAAUGUUAGCUUUGGCGAGUUGUAAUUCAAUUGAAUGUAUUCCUAAAUGUAUAAUAUCUGUCAAUAAAUGUCUUCAUUAAAAAAAAUAGAAAAAUAAAAGAAA
Ctenopharyngodon idella (grass carp) is the source of this 1638-nucleotide messenger RNA. Its product is annotated as SLAM family member 5-like. Lineage: Eukaryota; Metazoa; Chordata; Actinopteri; Cypriniformes; Xenocyprididae. The transcript is spliced from 4 exons. Bases 209 to 1006 code for a protein of 265 amino acids. The record is from RefSeq and is a predicted model, not a curated record.